AUGGCUGCACCCUCAGACAUCACUGCUAUUCUAGCAGCUUUAGCUGCGCGACCUUCCGCCACGCCGUCGCAGACCCCACAACAACCACCUCCCACUCAGCAGCCGCCGUCACAAGGUCUGCCUCCGGGGUUCCCACCAGGUGCUCUGCAAAAUCCAAGUCAUCCUGCUGGUAUCCCCGGAUUCAAUCUUCCACACCCAACGAGCUCAGGCAGCCUUGAUCUGAGCGCAAUACGACCCACAAACUCAGGUUCCGUUAGUAUUCAGGAUGCGUUGGCGAAGGCGCGUGGUUUCGCUGCCGAGAAAGGGCUUGCCUAUGACGCGGGUCGCUCAAUGGGCCCGAGGGAAGAUCCACGCCUGAGUGGCCGUCCGUACCGUCGCUCACGGUCGCGUUCUCCACCGCGGCGGGAUAACAUGCGUGAUAGUUACAAUCCAUAUCGAGACGAACGACGAGAGGAUCCGCGUCGGGGCGGUGCUGGCUAUGGUAGAGAUCGUUCCCGCUCACCUCGCGGACGCAAUACAUUCUCUCCCCCACGGGGAUAUGGCACGCGUGAUCGUUCCCCUCCUCCAAAUGACAACUCAGAGGUUGUUCUUAUUGAUUCAUCUUUGGUUGGUCUUGUGAUCGGUCGCCAGGGUGAGAGUCUCCGCCGCAUUGAACAAGAAUCAGGUACUAGGAUCCAAUUCAUCACUGGCCCUGACAACAGUGGUCCACAACGGCAAUGCAGAAUCACAGGCAGCCCUCAUGCUCGAAUUGCUGCCAAGCGCGAAAUUAACAGAAUCAUUGAAGAGAACGGUGGAAACCCUGCGCGUGAGACUGGCCGUAGCGCGCGAGGAGGUGGUGCUAAGACUGGCGGUCAAUCACCUGCUCUUCGUGAUGGCGAGCAGACUCUCCAGAUUAUGGUGCCUGAUCGUACCGUUGGUCUCAUCAUUGGCCGAGGUGGCGAGACUAUUCGUGAUCUCCAAGAGCGUAGUGGAUGCCAUGUCAACAUUGUCGGUGAAAACAAGAGCGUGAACGGGCUCCGCCCUGUGAAUCUCAUCGGAAGUCCAGCAGCCUCUGCUAGAGCCAAAGAGCUUAUCCUGGAGAUAGUCGACAGUGAUACCAAGGUCGGAGAGGGCCCAUCAAAUGCCAACAACCCCCCUAGCAACAAUAGACGUGAGCCGUUCGAUCCUUUCAGUGGUGGCGCAAACAAGAUUAACGACACUAUCUUGGUACCUUCGGAUGCUGUGGGUAUGAUUAUUGGCAAAGGUGGUGAAACUAUUAAGGAAAUGCAAUCCACUACUGGAUGCAAAAUCAACGUCUCUCAGGCUUCCGGAGCUGAUAUUGAGCGAGAAAUCGGCCUGGUCGGCACACGGCAAGCUAUUGAGGAUGCUAAGAAGGCUAUUUGGGACAAGGUCGAUUCAGUGAGGGAAAAGAACGGUGGUGGCUAUGGAGGCAAUAAGCGUGGCGGUGCACGAGAUAACGGAAGCUAUAGUGACUACUCACACCAGCAACAGCCCUCAUACGGACAGUCCCACAGUGCGGGACAGAAUCCGCCACAGGCGCAGAUAAAUGCACCACCCCAGGGAGAAGCUGGCGCCGCUGACCCGUAUGCCAUCUACGGUGGCUACCAGAAUUACUUGGCUAUGUGGUAUUCGUCCUUUGCGCAACAGCAAGCACAGCAACAAGCAGCAGGCGGCCAAGGUGAGCAGCAACGGCCUCCAGGUGCCUAA
Lindgomyces ingoldianus is the source of this 1707-nucleotide messenger RNA. RefSeq lists its product as uncharacterized. Gene Ontology annotation, molecular function: mRNA binding. The coding region runs from base 1 to 1707 and encodes 568 amino acids. Gene Ontology annotation, biological process: regulation of gene expression. Lineage: Eukaryota; Fungi; Ascomycota; Dothideomycetes; Pleosporales; Lindgomycetaceae. The transcript is spliced from 4 exons. Gene Ontology annotation, cellular component: cytoplasm; nucleus. The record is from RefSeq and is a predicted model, not a curated record.